Messenger RNA from Notolabrus celidotus (New Zealand spotty), 6149 nucleotides. RefSeq names its product transcription activation suppressor b (gene tasorb). The record is from RefSeq and is a predicted model, not a curated record. Gene Ontology annotation, molecular function: chromatin binding. Gene Ontology annotation, cellular component: heterochromatin; nucleoplasm. The transcript has 23 exons. Gene Ontology annotation, biological process: protein localization to heterochromatin; negative regulation of gene expression, epigenetic. The coding region runs from base 170 to 5632 and encodes 1820 amino acids. Lineage: Eukaryota; Metazoa; Chordata; Actinopteri; Labriformes; Labridae.
GAUUCUCUCGAAUGUAAACAUAGUGACGGCAGCGUUUUGCAGUGGUGGAGAAGAACGUGUACGUCAUUUUCACAAUGGCGGAGGCUGGGUGAGGAGGAGAGUGUGUGUGUGAAGCGGCGCCGUAAUCGUUAGAGCUAUAUUGCCUGUAUUGCGUGCACGGUGCCCGAAAAUGGCCCUGAACCCCCACGCGGUUGGGAAAAGGGACUCAGGCUGUACCAAGACGAACGAUCACCAGCUGGAUGGUGGCGAACCCCCGAAGAAUUCAUCCGCCACCUCGGCCACAGCCAACCAAAAUGGCGAUCAGCUUGGAUGUGGAGACAGUGUAAUGCCCGAACAAGAAGCCCCUGAGCGGCGGAGGAGUGUGCAGGCGGACGCCCGGAGCUUUAGCAGUUCUCCCUUGCUGGGCCAGAGACCGAAUGAGGAACUGCCACGGAAAAAUUUCCAAAUUCCGAGGAAGAUACGAGAACGGAAAGGCUUGUACCACUAUCUGCCUCCGGACAGUCGUGAAUUUGAGGACCUUGUGAAGCUUGUUUCUUCAUUUUACUUGGACGCCUCAUCUCGAGGGACCUUCUCCUACUGCAAAGCCAGGCUCAUUCACAAUGAGCUGCUGGAGAAGGAGUCCAUUGAGAAGCGGAGAGAGAUGAAGCAGGAGGGGCGGACAGAGCAAGAACUGACUGAAUCCUACUGUUUCCUCUAUCCAGACAAAUCUAAGCUCAUGUUGAUCUGUGAAAAGGGUCUGAUGGUUGGACACACAAGGAUUACAACACUAGGGAAUCCAUCAGUGGGUGUCUAUCUCUCCAAAUACUCUGAUUUGUUACAAAUCAAUCCUCUGGAUGUUGGCACUGUUGGAGACAUAAUUGUUUUUAAAGUUAUGAGGGGCCGAAUAAAGCACAUCCAUGAGAACAUGCCUAAGAACGCUAUCGAACCUACACCCAAGUUUGACUGUCACCUGUCCAGAAGUGCCAACAGGGUUACAUCUCUGCUGUCUUACAGAGCUUUUGAGCUCACACAGCAAUAUUUCUUCGAGUUUGCAUUCGAAGAGAUCAAGGCACGGCCCCGGCACGUCUGCCCCUAUGCUGUGGUUUCUUUUCAGUACAAAGGCAAAGAAGCAGCAGCUGCUCCGAUGACUGCACACAGGUUUAACACCAUUUCCCCUGAAGGAAGUAGAGGGAAAAGCUGCUACACUGUGUGGAGUGGUCCGCUUGUAAACAAGGGCAAGGAGUUAUUCCCUAUUUGUUUACGCUCCUCCUCGCGCCCCUACCUUCCUUUCAAAUUGCCUGAGAAGCUGGAUAUGAGUCGGGGUAUGCAGCUGGAUCAGGUGAAGCGAAAGAUUCACCCUGUGCUCUUCUCUUGGGACACCUACAGCGCAUCACGGGAAGUGAUGAAGUGUGGGAUGUCCUGCAGCCUGUUUGAGGUGGUGGAUGGAAAAGGCAAAGCAACCAGCGGCAGCUUGGCAGCGCUUGUCCACAAGCUGGAGAGGGACAGGAUGGUGCUGGUGAAGUCCUUGUUUGACAGGGGCUUUCUCUUUCUGCUGUCCUCAGCUCAAAUGGUCGAGUCCAAAGAGCGGCGGGGGCGGGUGGAGAAGAACCUGCAAGCAUUAUUCAUCUUUCAGGAGUCAAGGAUGGUUGUCAAGUACUCAUCCAGACUCUUCGAGCCUGAGCCACUGACGGCGGAGCCCCAGCCUGCUAUCCUUUCUUCCGUGGAGCCCUUCGUCCCUGCUUUGCACUAUGCCCUUUUCAAGUUACGUCCAAACCCAGGCAAGGACCUGAGCUCUGGGGUGGAGCGCCAGGCCACCGAUUACCUGACUCGCAUGGAUGCAGGCACGGUACGGCCGUUCAUUCUGCCUGACUACAAAUAUAAUGUAGACGAAAGGACAAACCCAGUGCCCCGACCCAAAUUUAACAUGGACGCCGUGCUACGUACGUAUGUUCACAACCCGGUCAAUUACAUGCUGCCUCUAAACAAGGCAAAGGACGUCAUUGAAAAAAUACGGAACCCCACCCCUGUCCCCACGCCUGCCCCUGCCCCAGUGGAAUACAGCCCCGUUUCUGACUGGGGCGGCUCGGACAGGGGCUCGGACAGGGUCGAAAAAGUCCCAGAAAAGCUCCCUCAGGAGAGGCCACCUUCAGAGAGACCACCUCAGGAGAGGCCAGCACAGGAGAAGCCUCAGAGGUCUGGGUCGGCGCACUCUAACGGGGCACAAGUGCAGCACAAGUCUCACGCAGAGGCCCAGCCUCAGCCAGCUCAGAGACUGCGGCUGUCGCAGAACGAGUACGAUAAAGACAAGAUGAAGCAGCUGCUCAAGCUGAUCCAGCUCCAUAAGAAAGCACUAGUGAAGGAUCCUGGGAAGGACAAAGGAGAGGAUGGGGCUUGGGAUGAAAUCAGCCUGAAGAGGAAGUUAGAGGGAGACGAGAGGUUGGGUUUGAACAAACGCCAACGGGCAGAUGCACUGAACAACGGGGAACCCAGUCGAGGCGCCCAAUCAGACGAGAUGGGCGAGGACGCCGGACAGAGCGACAAUCUGACAGCGGUGAUGGAAAGCAUGGGCAUCUACGACACUGACCUGAGAGCUCGGGGCAACGCCAACACCUCAGCAGUCAGCGAGACACAGCGACUUCUCAAGAUCCUCCUCGCUACUCUCAACAAAGCCGUGGCACAGGGUUCGAUGGCUGUGCCGCCAAAUCACGGUGAACCAUCGACGGGUUCAGGAAGGGUGGAGCCCGCUUUCCCUGACCCAGAUCUGAGAAAACCAAACGAGCCAGCAUUACAAACAAACUACACAGAGGAGGAUAUGGACUGUAGCCCUGGAAGUCCACUCAGCCCAGGCUCCCCACCAGAGCAAGCUCACACCUCAAACAACCCGACAUGGGUCAACCCAGCCAAUGAAGACAAAGCACAGCCUUUUCCUGAGCCAAAGCCUGAGCUUGAGCCGGAGGCUGUGACAGUGGCUAACAGCUACCCGGAACAGAAGAUGCCAGCAGCCGUGGAAGUGAAAAAGGCGGCUGCAGCACCCUCGUUACCUGUCACAGAAGAAGUUCCCUGUAGGCCCUCCAUCAGUCUGGACACCAUACUCAGCCAGGAAAUCCACAGUCUUACCUCUGACAUUAAAAACAUCAUGCAGACUCACCACAUCUGCUAUACGUCAAAGCAAUCCACAAGGUUGCCGACACGCCACUGCUGGCUGCCCAAUAGCAGCUUCUCAGACUUUGUUGUCCCCUAUGUCUCCCCCGUCCCCAUUCAGGGACACGUCAAAGCACUGUGCGAGAAGAUGGACAAGUUGAUCCCAUCGCCACCUGCUCCCCCCAAGGUCACUUCUCCACCUCCCUCUGUCACAACGUCUAAUCUUACAACACCACCCCCCACACCGGCCACGACUCCAAAAACUAAAUCGGAGUCCUCCCAGUCAAAGAGCGGCAAAGUGCUCCCCAUUAAAGAAGCAGCAUCAUUGAAGACGAAAACAGACUCCCAGUCCUCAGAGUUGGGGGGAGAGAUGUAUUCUCCCUCUCAUGUCACAGCAGACUCUCCAGAGCACAACUCUCAUAAUGCAGGGGCUGCUUCUGGGAGCAGGUCUGGCCUGCUGGCUGGCAGCCUCAUCAGUCAGCUGAAGCCUGAGGUGUUCAGCAGCCUGGUGGAGAUCUUUAAGGACGUCACCAAGAACACGGUCAAGUUCUACAUCUACUCCGGGGAUGAAGGGGAGGAGAGCACUGUUUGCAAGGAGAUUAAGGAGUACUUGAAGAGUCUCGGCAACAGCGAGUGCAGCCCGCAGAUGUUUCUGGAAAACAGCGGCAGUCUAGAUAAGCUCCUCAUCAUCAUUCAGAACGAAGACAUCGCAGCACACGUGCACAAGAUCCCGGCUUUGGUGUCUUUAAAGAAGUUGCCUUCUGUGAGCUUUGCUGGAGUGGACACUUUGGACGACGUCAAGAACCACACUUAUAACGAGCUGUUUGUGUCCGGAGGUUUCAUAGUCUCUGAUGAGUUUGUCCUCAACCCUGACCUCAUUACAACAGAUCGUUUGCAGGGCCUCCUGAAGUUCUUAGAGGAACAGAGCACCCCAGAACACCCCUGGCAGUGGAAGGUACACUGCAAGUCCCAGAAGAAGCUCAAAGAACUUGGCAGGUUAAAUGCAAACGCCAUGGGGCUGCUGAAUCUUCUCACUGCCUAUCAGAAAAAGCACCUUGUGGAGUUCCUCCCGUAUCACGAGUGUGAUACCCAGUCCCGUCAGGCUCCAGAUCUGGAGUGCCUGAUCAAGCUCCAAGCUCAGAACAUACAGCAGCGGCACCUUAUCUUCCUCACAGAGAGACCAUUUGAGAUGUUCCUACAGUACUCUAGAAAUGGAAUAGUGAUUGGGAGCAUUGAUGACGUCAUGAGUGGUUUCCACAGCCUCAUUGGCUCAAUUAAUCAGAACGAGCUUCCAACACCGCCUUCUACUGUAGUGAAUGAUGAGUGUGUGGAAGAGGAGGACAUGUCAUUAGACUCAGAUGAUGGGGAGCCAUCCACCACGUCAGAACCCUCAGAGCAGAAACAGGACAGCGUGAAGGGGAAGCCUCCGCAGCCACCUCCUCCUGAAGCUGAUGAGUUUCGCCCUCCACUCCCAGAGCAGGCCACUCCCGAGAGAACUCCUACACUUUCUGACUACAGCGCUCUCAAAACAGCCAUCUCUCAGUUCAAAGCUUCGAAUCAGAUAGGCAUCAGCCCCUCAGACAUUGGUAGCUUGUCCCCGGGAGGCUUUCCUGUGAAUCCUCAUCAGAGUUUCCUGUGUCCUUCAGCCUCCUGGUCAUCUUACACAGGUUCUUCUAGCUAUGCUGCUUCCCCCGCUUACCCUGCCUCACCCUGCAGCAGUACCCAUGACCAGGAAUACCGCCCCACAGCCUCCAACACAGUUCCAACCCCACCCGUCAUGGCCACAUCAGGACCUCUAUCCAACUUGGCUUCCCUUCCCUUGGAGGUCAAACCUCCCCCUCCUCCUCACCUCAUGAUGCUUGGUCACACAUACGGCUCUGACACAGGAGGAACAGGGACUGCUGGGAGCUCCCCACUCACCACUUCCCUCCCCUACACAGACCAUAGUGACUCACCCCAGCCUGGUUACAUGACUGGCAGUGCUAGCCAGACCCCCACACUAGGGGAUAGGACACUCAGUGGACAUGGGGAGGGGCUAUGGGGGGCAGCAGGGACCAGCACUUGUGAGACUGGGGGUGUAGUCACAUCGGGCCCAUUGGACCCCAGUGGGCUCCAUAAGACUGGGGAAAUCCUUGGUGGUAGCACCCCUGGUAGUCAGGGGUGCAGGACUCAGGUGAACUGCACUGACAACCUUGGACCUUCUAUUGGAGUUCCCCCAGUAGCCAACAGGGGGGGCUCAGUAGUCAGACCUAAGCUGCCUCCACACCUCAUAGGCUAUGGUAGUAUAGGUGGCAUUCAUGGACUGAUGGAUCACGGACCUAUGCGGGGUGGUAUGGGAUACAGGGGGAGAGGAGCCCCACCUGUAGGACUUUGGCCCCGGCCAGGACGAGGACAUGACCGGGGGGGUGGGCCUGGUGGUGGACCCUGCUCAUGGGGUUACCCAGCAGGCAGGGGUGGUCCUAGGGAUUACUAUUCGGACUAUUCGUACUCUCACAAUUAUGCCCCUGAAUAGACAAUCAACAUGAUCAAAGGGGGCUCCUUAAAUGCCAUACAAUGGACAGAGAGCUGACUGAAUGUAUAUAUUUCCCUGUCAUAAAAACAUUGAUUUGAAUCAAUAAAUAAGGCUCCUGGUUUUCUACAUUAAUAAAAAUUGAUACAGGCAGUGCCGAGUGUCCUACUGUCGUGUGAACUGUAUGUACACUCUUUCCAUGUGAGCUAUUUGAGACCCUGUCCAAACCACUAUAUUUAUAUUUGCCAACAAAUGUUAAAGGCCUUCCAGCUUCUUGGAGUUUCUCAUGUUAUUUCUGUUUGUCUGGUUUUGAAACGGUUUGUGAACAAGGGGAAAGGCUGAUAUUUUUUUAAGGAAAAAAAAAACUAGUGAAUGAAUUUUCACAUUUGCUGUUGGUUUUCUUUUUUUAUUUUACAUAUUUGGUUGUCCUAAAUUCUAUUAAAAUGAAACAUUUCAAAUCUUGUUUGUGUGACCAGUUUGAAGACAGUGUCAAGCAAACUAUUAAAAAAUAUAAAUCAUA